Messenger RNA from Jaculus jaculus (lesser Egyptian jerboa), 3197 nucleotides. It is a transcript of the gene Znf341, whose product is annotated as zinc finger protein 341. NCBI's taxonomy places the organism in Eukaryota, Metazoa, Chordata, Mammalia, Rodentia, Dipodidae. The record is from RefSeq and is a predicted model, not a curated record. The transcript has 15 exons. Bases 21 to 2579 code for a protein of 852 amino acids.
GCGGCGGCGGCGGCUCCAAGAUGGCGCAGGCGAUCUUCGAGGCCCUGGAGGGAAUGGACAAUCAGACCGUUCUGGCCGUCCAGUCAUUGUUGGAUGGCCAAGGAGCAGUCCCUGAUCCAACCGGACAGAGUGUCAAUGCACCCACUGCUAUCCAGACACUGGAUGAUGAGGAUGUCUUUCUGUGCGGGAAGUGUAAGAAGCAGUUCAACUCCCUGCCAGCCUUCAUGACCCACAAGCGAGAGCAGUGUCAGGGGUCCGCUCCCGCUCUGGCCACAGUCUCGCUGGCUACCAACAGCAUCUACACGCCCUCAGCUGCACCUGCUGCAGUCCAGCAGGCCCCGCCUCCCGCCAAUCGCCAGAUCUCCACGUACAUCACGGUGCCCCCGUCCCCACUGAUCCAGACCCUGGUGCAGGGGAACAUCUUGGUGAGUGAUGACGUGCUCAUGUCUGCCAUGUCAGCCUUCACAUCGCUGGACCAGCCCAUGCCCCAAGGGCCCCCGCCUGUGCAGAGCAACCUGAACAUGCAUUCAGUGCCCAGUUACCUCACCCAGCCUCCGCCGCCACCUCCCCCUCCACCUCUGCCGCCACCCCCGCCCCCUCAGCCCCCGCCUCCCCCACCCCAGACCCUCGGCCCUCCUGGGCGCCCCAACCCCGGCGGGAAUGGCGUGGUGGAGGUAUAUAAUGCGGGUGCGCCCCUGGCUGGGAGUGGAACGGUGGAGAUCCAGGCCCUGGGGAUGCAGCCCUACCCACCUCUGGAGGUGCCAAGCCAGUGUGUGGAGGCCCCAGUGUACCCUACGCCCCCAGUGUACAGCCCUGGCAAGCAGGGCUUCAAACCCAAAGGACCCAGCCCCACGGCCCCCAUGACGAAUGUCACUGCAGGGCCUGUGGCCACCUUUCACUCCCCACCGACGCUGAAGACUCGACGGGCUAAAGGAGCGGGCGGGCUCCCAGAAGCUUCCGGGAAGCCCAAGGCUCAGAAACUCAAGUGCUCCUACUGUGACAAGUCGUUCACCAAAAACUUUGACCUGCAGCAGCACGUCCGAAGCCACACUGGGGAGAAGCCCUUCCAGUGCAUUGCGUGUGGGCGGGCUUUUGCCCAGAAGUCUAAUGUCAAGAAGCACAUGCAGACCCACAAGGUGUGGCCUCCAGGACGCAGUGGUGGCACUGUUUCUCGCAACUCUGUGACAGUACAGGUCAUGGCUUUGAACCCAAGCAGACAAGAGGAUGAGGAAGACACAGGGUUGGGCCAGACCCUGUCCAGUGUACCCCAGCCCCAAGCCUUGCCCACAGCAAGUGAAGACGAAGGUGACAAGCUGGAGCCCAAGCAGGUGGUCCUCAUUGAUAGCUCCUAUCUGUGCCAGUUCUGCCCCAGCAAGUUCAGUACCUACUUCCAGCUCAAGUCCCACAUGACCCAGCACAAGAAUGAGCAGGUGUACAAGUGCGUGGUCAAAAGCUGUGCCCAGAUGUUCCCCAAGCUGGACACAUUUCUGGAGCACAUCAAAAGCCACCAGGAGGAGCUGAGCUACCGCUGCCACCUCUGUGGCAAGGACUUCCCCUCACUGUACGACCUGGGCGUGCACCAGUACUCCCACAGCCUCCUGCCGCAGCACAGCCCCAAGAAGGACAACACUGUCUACAAGUGUGUCAAGUGUGUCAACAAAUACUCCACCCCCGAGGCCUUGGAGCACCAUGUACAGACUGCCACGCACAGCUUCCCUUGCCCGCACUGCCAGAAGGUGUUUCCUUGUGACCGCUACCUACGGCGCCACUUGCCAACCCAUGGAAGUGGGGGCCGGUUCAAGUGCCAGGUCUGCAAGAAAUUCUUUCGGAGGGAGCACUACCUGAAGCUGCACGCCCACAUCCACUCAGGUGAGAAGCCCUACAAAUGCUCAGUGUGUGAGUCAGCGUUCAACCGCAAGGACAAGCUGAAGAGACACAUGCUGAUCCACCAGCCUUUCAAGAAGUACAAAUGCCCCUUCUCGACGCACACAGGCUGCAGUAAGGAGUUCAACCGACCAGACAAGCUGAAAGCCCACAUCCUCUCCCACUCCGGCAUGAAGCUCCACAAGUGCGCGCUGUGCAGCAAGUCCUUCAGCCGCCGCGCCCACCUCGCCGAGCACCAGCGCGCGCACACGGGCAACUACAAGUUCCGCUGCGCGGGCUGCGCCAAGGGCUUCUCCCGCCACAAAUACCUCAAGGAUCACCGCUGCCGCCUCGGCCCCUCCAAGGACAAGGAUCUGCAAGCCCUGCGGCCCCCGCGGAGGAGGGCGGCCCCGCGCGGCGGCGGCGGGCACAAAGCGCUGACCCCCUUGCCCGACCCGCUGGGCCUGGAGGACCUGAAGGCUGCUGGGGCCGAGCCCGCUCCCGAGGCCGCCCCGGGCAAGCCGCCCUUCGCCGAGCAGGACGCCGUGCUGUCCAUCGUGGUGGGCGGUGCCGUGGGCGGCGGGGACUCGGAGCUCGUGGUGCCCGGGCACGCCGAGGGGCUCGGCUCCAACCUGGCACUGGCCGAAUUGCAGGCGGGGGCCGAGGGCGCAUGCGCCAUGCUCGCCGUGCCCGUGUACAUCCAGGCGUCCGAGUGACCCACGAGCACCUCGAAGGGCGGGGCGGGGCGCAGGCCAUUGGCCCGGGUCCUCCCGGAGUGGUACGUGUCAGUCCAGUCCAGUGACUGACCUCACGCGCCCUGCAUCCUGCUGGGAAAGCCUGCACCGUCCUGCGAUGGGAUUUGCAUCCCCGGAGCUGACCAAGGACCACCAGGGGUGGCCGGAGCACGAACCGUCCCGGGACUGGCUGGUGAGGCCGGGACUCGAACUUCCUCCAAGGAAGACAAGGGUGGUCCCGCCCACUCGCACAGGCCACCCGGCGUGGCCUCAAAUCAAGCUGCUCUUCAAAAGGCUGGAUAUAGCCGGAGCCUUUGUCUGGUGGACCUUUUCCCCCCGAAUGGUUUCCUGCCGGUGUCCCCAGACAGCUGUGUGAGGUGGGCAUGUUGGAGGCAUUCAGCAUCCGGAUUCUAGAGAAGCCACCAGCCACACCUGGCUUCAAAUCCGAGUUGCCACGCCCUUGUAUGUGGUCUCUGCAAGUGGGGAGUAUGAUAAACACUACCUCCUUAGUGUCCUGGGGAGCCGGAAUGUUGAAAUGUGCAAAGGGCUGGGCACAAUGUCCAUGGCUUCCGAAGUGUUUAAUAAAUGUGUUUAACAUGC